CAAAACAUUUCUGGGUUCUGUUAUUGUUCUUGUUCUUGAAUCUUUAAUACUUUUAAAACAUAGAAUUAUUGUUAUAUUUAUAUAGCGGAUGAUGGCGGUUGUGGUCGAAGAAGGCGUGGUGUUGAAUCAUGGAGGUGAAGAGCUUGUGGAUUUGCCACCUGGUUUCAGGUUUCAUCCAACAGACGAAGAGAUCAUAACAUAUUACCUUAAGGAGAAGGUUUUAAACAGCCGAUUCACGGCUGUGGCCAUGGGAGAAGCUGAUCUCAACAAGUGUGAGCCUUGGGAUUUGCCAAAGAGGGCAAAGAUGGGGGAGAAAGAGUUCUACUUCUUCUGUCAAAGGGACAGGAAGUAUCCGACCGGGAUGAGGACGAACCGUGCGACGGAGUCCGGAUAUUGGAAAGCGACCGGGAAGGAUAAGGAGAUCUUCAAAGGCAAAGGCAAAUAUUCGUAUCACAAUCUCCCCAAAUCUGCAAGGGACGAAUGGGUCGUGUGUAGGGUUUUUCACAAGAACAAUCCUUCUACUACAACCCAACCAAUGACGAGAAUACCCAUUGAAGAUCUCACGAGGAUGGAUUCUCUAGAGAACAUUGAUCAUCUCCUAGACUUCUCAUCUCUUCCUCCUCUCAUAGAUCCAAGUUUCAUGGGUCAAACCGAACAACCAAACUUCAAACCCAUCAACCCUCCAACUUACAAUAUCUCAUCACCAAUCCAACCCUAUCAUUUUAAUACUUACCAAUCAAUCUUUAACCACCAGGGUUUUGGUUCUGCUUCGGGUUCUACAUACAACAACAACGAGAUGAUCAAGAUGGAGCAAUCACUUGUUAGUGUAUCUCAAGAAACAUGCCUAAGCUCCGAUGUAAACGCGAACACGACUACAACCACGGAGGUAUCCUCGGGUCCGGUAAUGAAACAAGAGAUGGGGAUGAUGGGAAUGGUGAAUGGUAGCAAGUCGUAUGAAGAUCUAUGUGACUUGAGAGGGGUCUUAUGGGACUUCUAAUUAAUUAUUUGACUGUGGUUAAAGAGUAUAUUUGUUGGGAUUUAAAUCAUGUAGUUAAAAUACAUAUACAUAUAGGAU
This is a messenger RNA of Arabidopsis arenosa, 1075 nucleotides long. Lineage: Eukaryota; Viridiplantae; Streptophyta; Magnoliopsida; Brassicales; Brassicaceae. The record is from the annotation of a GenBank genome assembly.